CAUGCGUCCUGAGACCAGGAACAGGUUUGCUGUGUGUCGUGCGUGCUGUGCUAGCGUCUAGCUAGACCACACUUGCAGUAGUUCCAGGAUUCAAGUGUUGCUGUCAUGGCCACUAAAAAGUCAGCCACAAAGAGGAAGUCAGACUCUAUCCCAGAGGUGAAAGACUCUAAGAAAGUGAAAGUUUACCACAGGAGUCAUGGUAAGGAGCCGGGUCACAUUCUUGUUCUGGGCCAGGGUGAUGUUGGACAGCUGGGUUUAGGAGAGGACAUCACUGAGAGGAAGAAGCCAGCUCUUUUGUCCCUACAUGAGAAAAUAGUGCAGGUGAUAGCCGGGGGCAUGCACACUGUGUGCCUCAGCGACACUGGUGUGGUUUACACGUUUGGCUGCAAUGACGAAGGGGCCCUUGGUCGAGACACAAAAGAAGAGGGGUCUGAGAUGUCUCCCGGGAAGGUGGUGCUCGAUGAGAAGGUGGUGCAGGUGUCUGCAGGAGACAGCCACACAGCCGCACUAACGGAGGAGGGAACCGUGUAUGUGUGGGGCUCCUUCAGGGAUAACAAUGGCGUUAUAGGUCUCCUGGAUCAUUUGAAAACAACUGUCGUUCCUACAAAGGUUCCCUUGACAGAAACUGUUGUGAAAGUUACAUCAGGUAACGACCACCUUGUAAUGUUGACCGUGGAGGGAAAUCUUUACACGUCGGGCACUGCUGAACAGGGGCAGUUAGGAAGGGUGCCUGAACAAUUCUCAAAUCGGGGAGGCAGAAAAGGCCUUGAUCGUCUGUUGAUUCCUCAGAUGGUCAAACUCAAAGGGAAAGUUCACUUCAUAGACGCCUUCUGUGGGGCGUACUUCACAUUUGCUGUGUCCAAAGAUGGACACGUGUAUGGAUUCGGCCUCUCCAACUAUCACCAGUUGGGCACCAAGAGCACAAAGAUGUGUUUUGCCCCUGUGAAACUGACGACCUUCAAAAAUUCUACCACAACCUGGGUUGACUUCUCUGGAGGACAACACCACACGGUCUGCCUUGACUCUGAAGGACAGGUGUACAGCCUGGGUAGAGCAGAGUAUGGGCGCCUUGGCCUUGGUGAAGAGGCUGAAGAGAAAAGCGAACCCACAGCCGUCAGUGGGGUUGAACCAGCCAACAGAGUGACAUGUGGGGCAUCAGUCAGCUAUGCUGUCACAAAAGAAGGAUCUGUGUACGCUUGGGGAAUGGGCACCAACCUCCAACUUGGCACGGGUCAGGAGGAGGAUGAGUGGAGUCCUGUGAAAAUGACUGGCAAGCAGCUGGAAAACUGCACAGUACUGAUGGUGUCCAGUGGAGGGCAGCACACAGUCCUUUUGGUCAAAGACAAACAGGAAAGCUGAUGAGCCUCUCAGGCAUGUUAUGAUGCUUCAGCCAUGUUCACUGUGCCUAAAAUGAGUGGUGGUGGGGAAUGAUCAUUGGUGUCUUAUUGAUGUUCCAUCAAGGCUGAGUGUAAGAGCUGAGGUCAGGUAGUUGAUGUGGCUACAUAAUGGGGGACAUUUUCAGUAUGAAUACAAGGCUAUUUUUUUAAAAACCCCUAUUCCUCAGAUUCCCUUUGUCGCAUUUUCAAUAAAAAGUCAUUAGUGUGACUGUGAGCUGAUGUUUGGUAUUUGACUGUUAGAGUGUACAUAAGAGCAUUUUUAAUGAGUUUGUCCCCAGACUAGACAUUUUAAAAGAAUGCUCCCCCCCUUAGAUCAAUAAUUGCUUGUGUUUUGGUUCAGACAAGACAUUUAUACCAAUUGAAUUUGUCAAGCUGCUCUUCAGAAAACGAAAUGUUUUCACUGUUCUGUGUUUUGCUACAGUUCCUGUCUGGGAAUAAAUUUUAAUGUUUUACAUA
Messenger RNA from Phycodurus eques (leafy seadragon), 1853 nucleotides. It is a transcript of the gene rcc1, whose product is annotated as regulator of chromosome condensation 1. The coding region runs from base 106 to 1359 and encodes 417 amino acids. Gene Ontology annotation, molecular function: guanyl-nucleotide exchange factor activity. Lineage: Eukaryota; Metazoa; Chordata; Actinopteri; Syngnathiformes; Syngnathidae. Gene Ontology annotation, cellular component: cytoplasm. The transcript is spliced from 10 exons. The record is from RefSeq and is a predicted model, not a curated record.